This is a messenger RNA of Caenorhabditis angaria, 845 nucleotides long. Lineage: Eukaryota; Metazoa; Nematoda; Chromadorea; Rhabditida; Rhabditidae. The record is from the annotation of a GenBank genome assembly.
AUGGAUCGCGAAACGCGCUGGAAGAAUCGAAGUUUGACGAAAAAAAUCAAUGUCGAUCAUUUUGUUUAUGUCUCCCCGAAAAAAUCGGAAAAUGGUAAGGUUUUUGGCAAUUUUACUCUAGGAAAAAUCUGUAUUUUUUCAGAAUUUUAUGUCACAAGCGAUGAAUCGUCGGAUGGUGUUGCACAAAGAAAAACUGUUCCAAAACGAAAAAUUUUGGCGAUGAGAAAGCGAGGAAGAAAGAGUUUGAGCACCGAUUUGACGACAUCGGAAUCAGAACAAGAAGAAGAAGAGCAAAAGGAGAAUCGCAAAGUUUCGAUCAAAAACGUGCUGGAAGUGAUUCGAAAAAGACGAAGAUUCAAAGAAGAUCGGCAAGAAUCAACAAAAGAUCGUGUAAACUCUCGUCAGUUUCCGAACCAACGCCAGUUCUCAAACCACAGGCAAAAAAGUCUACCAAAAAAUGCAAGAAACUUGUCAAGGAAACUGAUCCGGCCAUUGAUCCCUCAACAAUUUCUCUCAAUCAAAUGAGUUUGGAAAAGUUGCCUGAAAAACCGAAGAAAAAGCGAGCUCCAAAAGCACCGAAAAAAGUUGAAAAACAAGUGGCAAUUCAAACAUCUCCACUUCGAAUUCAAAAUGAUGAUUAUGAAGAAUUGGAUGUUUAUUUCCCACCAGGUUAUGAUGAAGCCGCAUAUCGUUUCGAUGAAGUUUUGAUGGAGGUAGAGCAGAAUCAUUUAUUGGAAAACAACAAUGACUAUUUUCCGGAUAUUGGAGACGAUUUGAUCAACUAUAUCAAUUCACCAGAUCAAUUCGAUGAUGACGAUUUAAAUAAUUUGAUUUGGGAUUUAUAA